CCUCUCUCUCUCUCUCUCUCUCUCUAAAACCAACGCUGACAUGGGUGGUGCGACCGGAGACGUGGUGGCUGCAGCCCUACCGAUCCAAGAGCAUUGGCUGCCGCUCUCUAACCUUGACCUCCUCUUGCCACCGCUCGACGUGAACGUUUGCUUGUUCUACAAGAAACCGCCUCACGACGUCACUAAGAAAGAAAGCUUCAUCUCCAUAGCCAAAACCCUAAAGGAGGCCUUGGCCGAGGCUCUCGUCACUUUCUACGCCUUCGCCGGCGAAGUAGUGACCAGUCCUGCCGGCGAACCCGAGCUCCUCUGCAACAACCGUGGAGUCGAUUUCGUCGAGGGCUUUGCUGACAUGGCACUCCGGGAGCUCAACUUCUAUGAUCCCGAUGAGAGUAUUGCUAUGUUUGUUCCCAAGAAGCGUCGUGGGGUCAUUUCCGUUCAGGUAACUGAGCUGAAGUGUGGGAGCAUAGCCGUGGGGUUGACAUUUGAUCAUCGCGUGGCGGAUGCUUACUCGACGAACAUGUUUCUCGUGUCCUGGUCUCAGAUUUCUCGAUCUGAACCGAUCUCUUUGGUCCCAUCUUUCCGGAGAUCGCUGCUUAACCCUAGACGACCUUUGCUCGUCGACUCCUCGAUAGAUCGACUCUUCAUUCCCCUUACUUCCCUGCCUCCUCCUCAAGAAACUUGCGACCAAGAUCACGCUCUUACGAGCCGUAUUUAUUACAUCGAAUCCGAUGUGUUGGACGAUCUCCAGAGAAUGGCCAGUUCGGGCAGUUGUACUAGGAGGACUAAGAUCGAAUCCUUCAGUGCUUUUCUAUGGAAACUCCUGGCGAAACACGCAGGAAACGAUCAGAGCACGAUCAUAUCGAAACUUGGAGUGGUUGUCGAUGGAAGGAGAAGACUUGCGGGCCAAGAAACUGGUGAGAAAGAAAAUGUGAUGGAGACAUAUUUCGGGAAUGUUCUCUCGGUUCCGUUUGGCGGGCAGAGAAUCAGCGACUUGAUCGAAAAGCCACUGUCUUGGGUCGCGGAUGAGGUUCACGAGUUCUUGAAAGAAGCGACGACGAAAGACCAUUUCUUGAAUCUGAUCGAUUGGGUCGAAACUCACCGACCGGUACCCGCGGUGGCUGCCGUCUACUGCACCGGUCCGAAUGAGGGGCCGGCGUUUGUGGUCUCCUCCGGGAGAGGUUUUCCCGUGACCGGAGUGGAUUUCGGGUGGGGCCCACCGGUUUUCGGAUCGUACCAUUUCCCGUGGGGCGGUCGGACCGGCUACGUCAUGCCGACGCCGAGCCCGACCGGGAACGGAGACUGGAUCGUUUACUUGCAUCUCAAGAAAGGACAGUUGAAGUUCGUCGAGGAAGAGGCUCCUCACGUGUUUAAGCCCAUUAACAGUGAUUAUCUCAACAUAAACUCCGCCGAUUAAUUAAAGAUUACUUAAUAAUAUUUUACCAAAAAAAAAAAGAUUACUUAAUAAUUUGAAGUGUUUCAUUACAGCAUUAAAACACGCGUGUUCUCUCUUGUUUUUUUUUUUGCCCUCGUAUUGUGUACCAUUUCUAUUUCUCUUCAGGCUGAUUGUUUCUU
Molecule: messenger RNA, 1572 nt
Organism: Tarenaya hassleriana
Lineage: Eukaryota; Viridiplantae; Streptophyta; Magnoliopsida; Brassicales; Cleomaceae
Product: shikimate O-hydroxycinnamoyltransferase-like
Exons: 2
Coding region: 41-1414 (457 amino acids)
Molecular function (GO): acyltransferase activity, transferring groups other than amino-acyl groups
Source: RefSeq, a predicted model, not a curated record